Molecule: messenger RNA, 1149 nt
Organism: Emericellopsis atlantica
Lineage: Eukaryota; Fungi; Ascomycota; Sordariomycetes; Hypocreales; Bionectriaceae
Exons: 2
Coding region: 184-1149 (321 amino acids)
Source: RefSeq, a predicted model, not a curated record
CGACGGCAUCGGGUGUUGCGAUCUAGCCGGGAUCCCGAAUAGCAGGACAUGAUAUGCUUCAAUCAACACACACACACAGUGGAUCGAUAUCUAUUAUAAAAGGCUCGUCGUGGCCGGGCGUCGGUAGCACGCACCACAACCAGGCAAACAAGUCUCAACUUCUUUGGUCAGCAACUAUUCAAAAUGCCUCCCUCUGACUACAUCCAAAGGGUUGCCAUUGUUGGCGCUACUGGCCAUGUUGGCACCCAUUUCACACAGGAGCUUGUCAAGACCGGGAAACACACUGUAACCGCUCUCGUCCGAAAAGGCAGUACAGGGACAAUAGCCAGUGGCGCGACCCGUACCGAGGUCGAUUUCGAAAACCAGGAUUCUCUUGUCGCCGCUCUCGCUGGCCAACAGUUUCUCGUCAUCACCUUGUCCGCCAGAGCACCAAGCGAGACACACGCCAGCAUCAUCAAAGCUGCCGCCAAGGCGGGCGUCUCAUACGUCAUGCCCAAUGUAUACGGCGGUGAUUUUCGCAAUGAAGAGAUGAUGAAAGAGGAUUUGUACAGCGCCGGUGCCCUGGAAAGGUGCAACGACGUUGCGAACUCGGGCAUGUCGUACGUCGCCAUGGUCUGUGGGUUCUGGUAUGAGUGGAGUCUGGCUCUGGGCUCCAUUGCCUUCGGGAUCGAUAUCAAGACCAAGAAGGCCAUAUUUUAUGAUGAUGGACAACGCCGCUUGCCCGUCAGUACCUGGCCACUGUGUGGACAGGCCCUCGCCAAGUUGCUGUCGUUGCCCGAGAGCGGAGCGGAGCCGUCGCUAGAACAGUGGAAGAAUGGCAUGCUCUGCUUUGCAAGCUUCCACGUGAACCAGAGGGAGAUGCUGGACAGUGUGCAUCGUGUUCUUGGCGACUCGGAUGCAGACUGGGAGAUUCAGUACGAGAGCAGCAAGGAGAGAUACGAAAAGGGUCUGGCGGACAUGGCCAACGGUGAUCAUACUGGUUUUGCCAGGGCUUUGUAUGCGCGACCCUUCUACCCCAAUGGCGGAGGUGAUUUCAAGGCGGAUCUGAAACUUAACAAUGAGAUCUUGGGUCUGCCGGAAGAGAAGCUGGAUGAUGCCACACGCACUGCGGUUGACAUGGUUCAAAGCGGAUGGCAGCCGUUUCCCUAA